Messenger RNA from Anopheles coustani, 5285 nucleotides. RefSeq names its product nucleolar protein dao-5. The record is from RefSeq and is a predicted model, not a curated record. Bases 1 to 4347 code for a protein of 1448 amino acids. Lineage: Eukaryota; Metazoa; Arthropoda; Insecta; Diptera; Culicidae. The transcript has 6 exons.
AUGAACGUAGCGGCAUCAUCUUCUCCAUCGUCACGCAAGCAAAAACGCCUUGGCCCCGCACCUAUCGCUUCAAUGGAAGACACUACAGCUGAAGAGAAAGAAAAGAUGGAGCAUCAAACCAAUCACAGCUUACACCGCUGGUCGCAGGAAAAGUCGUCCAUUGACUCGAACCGUGGCUCGCCAACAAAAACCUCCGAUGGACCCACAGCACUGACGCCGGCAACGCCACGUAUCGAUAUCAGCCGAGCCUCCUCGCACUCGUCCCAUCACGACAGCCGGGAUAGCAGCCCCGAAAAUGUGUUUGACCAGGUCGGCACGGGAACACUACAGGAUGCCGGAGUCUUAGGCUUUCGGGAGGAGGACACUCUGGAUCUGCGGAAUUCAACUGAGGAGCUUCAAUUCAUGGAGCCUGAAAAAGGCAACCGAGAGAAAGAGAAACCGAAUACACAGAUCAUGUACGGGUCAUCACCCUCGCAACGGUACUCUCCGAUCAUCUGGAAGCUAGAUGAUCAACAGCAGCAGCAUCAGCAGCAGCAAGUACAGCAACAGCAGCACCACCAGCAACAACUGCACAAUCGCAAAGAUUCGGCGAGUUCCGAGGUAGUAGCGUUCCUAUCGAUCUCUGGCCGAACGAGCCGGCUCUCCAGUGUCGGUAGUCAGGGAUCAGCCAAUAGCAAACUAUCGGCCACAUCAGCCAUGUCAGGAAUUUCUCGCUCACCCUCGCCCCACAAGAUGCUACUCGAGACUUCCUUCUGCGGAGUGAAGCCACUGCUCUCCUACCCCGAAGGCAGCAUCGUUGGUGGUAGCCUGGAGCCUUCAACCGAGAAGAUGCUCGAGCAAGUGAUACUAUCCCGCAAGAAGGACCCCACGGAGGCGGUCCUAGCAGAAGGGGUGCAAUUGCAGCCAUCAGUGGCAGGCGGCUGCCGUGUACUAUCGCCGAACAUUCCUCGGCAGCCACCUCCUGGAGGCGGGGGAAACAAAGAGGGACUCAUCCAACAAGAAGAUCCCAACAACGGUGGUGGCCAUAUGCGGCGUAAGUCUGACUGUGGGACCGGCACGGCCACUAACCUCGAUAUACAGCAGCUUAAAGUAAGUCAAACUAGCCGCAGCGUCGGCAACAAACGUAACAUUCCGCCGCGGGAUUUGAAGAACUCGAUCGUUGGUGUGAUGCCGAGUGGCACUGAGUACAUCCGGAUCAAGCUCAAACCGGACCACUGCUACACGGACAACGGCAUUGCAGACAACGAGCGCAUCGUGGAACUUUCGAAGGAGAACGGUGGCCAGGAGCUCCUCGGGGCCAACGACCCCCAGCGCACACGUACCUCGAGCAUCACACGCUCUGGAUCGCCCGCAAAUGUAAGUUUUUCGCGAAUGAAUUCAUUCUUUUCGCUUUUUAGAUCUAGAAUUGACUGUGGAAUACACUUUGACAAACCCACUAACCUUCAGCAGCACCAGCAGCAGCAUCAGUCGCGGAAGAAGCGGACCUCGACCACUUCAAACGAUUCGGGUGCGGGCGGGCAGCAGAUUGACCAUCACAGCAUUUCAGCCAACUCGACACCCUCGAAGCAGAAGCUCGUGCUGAAGAUGUUCAAAUCGAAACGGGACCCAAAAUCGAAGUCACCUUCCCCAAUGGGUUCGGCUGCGGAUGGUAUUGGUGGUGGUGGUGGUGGGGAUCAAUACACAACAAGCAAUAUAGGGGCGGCACGAUCACCUGGCACCACCGGGCUACGGUACUACGAUGCACCGCUCGAUGGGCAAAGCAUACACAUUCCCUUGCACACGCCCCCGGAAGAACGGAGGUUGGGUUCUUUCCGGAGUGCAAUAGGAGUUUCCUCAUCGACCCACCCAGACUCGGAAUCUGGUUCAGCACCGACAGCACCAAUGUCAGUAUCUGCUUCGGCCACCCCAACCGGACAAAGUAGCCAUCAGCAAAAGUACAUCAAGAACAGCAACAGCAGCGCUCCUAAACAACAACGCAUUGCCAAUAUGACGGUCACGAUACACGACCGUCCGAAACCGAUGCCACCGCUCAAAUGCUAUCGGAUUGACAAUCCCGACGGCAGCAUCAUUAUACCACUGAAAUCGCCAGUGGAAGACAAGGAAGCCAACAGUCACAACUGGGAGAACGUGAUAGGCGAGCUGUCGCAGCGCAUCGAAAAGCAGGUCAGUGAGGACCGCGACGAGGAGGUCGGGAUGGUAAUGGUCGGGAAGUCCCAGACCUCCAAGAGUGCCCCCAACAACCGAAGGCCAGUAUCUCUGCUGUACAAUGAAAUCGAAUCUUCUUCCGGUUGCCCCGAUGAGCAUCCGGGAGCUCCGAGGCCAUCUGCGCCGCCUCCACCUCCGCCUCCACCACCACCUCCAACCGCGACAGCCAGCAAGCGUACUGGGAAAAAGGCUACUACUACCACGACGGCGGAACUGCACCAAGUAUCUCCGGGAAGCAGUAUCUUGCGGCAAAAGCAGCAGAGCGUGUUUCAAACGCGCGUCGGGUCCGGUAGUAAUGAUGAACAAAUAUUCAGCACCCCGUUGAAAGAUUACACCAAAGAUCAGCACCGGAAAAGCUCGAGUUCCGAGAGUUCCCAGCACCAAAAGCUGGCUGGUGGUUGUGGUGGUGACGUGGCAAAGAGGAAACCAUUUGCUGGUAAUUGUAGUGACCAUCCAAGCGACCUAGUGACCGCUGAUAGUGUAACAACAUCAUCAUCUUCACCUCAACAGGUCAUGAUGGCGCAAGGAGCGAUGUUGAUCAAGGAGCUUCAUGAGCACCAAAAGCAGUAUCAGCAACGACAACAACAGCAACAGCAAAAACAACAACAGCAACAGCAACAGCAGCAGCAGCAGCAACAGCAGCAGCAGCAACAGCAUAGCGACACCGCUACCACCGGCACUGCUGCUGCCGCUCUAGGCUCACGUAGUAGUAGUCCGGCCGAAUGUGCCAGUAGUGACGUUAAACAUCACCACCACCAGUACCAACAGCAUCAGCACCAUUACCAAAACCAUCGCCCGAAGCAUCACAAGCAUCAUCAUGAGCAUAAAUCAUCGUCGAUCGAUCGACCCUCGUCCGUUACGCCCGUCGAGGACGACUGCGGCUUGUCGUCGGAGAGCGAAAAGGACUCGGAAGUGGAUUCCGCCUCAACGACGACGACGGCGGCGGCGGCAGCAGCAACAAGAGCUGCCGCAGAUCGACACGCGAUGCGGCCAAACAUGCUGGCUAUCGAGGACCACGAGAGUGCUGGACUCGUGUUUCAGGAGUCGUUCGAUGACGAGCUACCCUACAUACCGACUACGUUGCCGGAGGAAAAACCGAUGGGCGUGAAGCUCGUCCCAGUGAAGGAGCGCUCACAAAUCGACAUGAAAACUUAUCCGCUGGAACGACCCCGUUCAACGACGCCGAUCCAUCCGGGUGCGCUCGAGAAAUACUGCGAUCGGUCAGCCAAUCAACAAUCAGCGGUUACCCGUGGCGGUUACACCUCGCGAGGUAGUGUCGGUGAGCGGACUUCUUCUUCACAGCUUCCCGAUCGGACCACACCGGGUGCUGGUGGGGAAAAGCUCCGCAUUAGCCUACCGUCCAAGAAGCCGGCUCUGGAACACAGCACUGGCUCUGGAACAGGGGUACGAAUGUUCGAGCACCGCUCUUCGCUUGGGGCAAUCACGAUGACUACGACGACAGCGAGUGGAAGUAGUUCUGCGUCCGGCGGUGCCAAUUCUAACACCGGUACAAGUUCACGCAUGGGCAGACAGUACCGCUCGACAUCCACGACUACGACCUCGACUUUGAUUACGACCGCUUCCAAAAACCGCGCAAUAGGACAGGAUGAUACACCUACACCGCCACCACUGCCACCGCGAAAAGCGUCCACAUCUUCGGUGUUGGCCACUCCGCCCGGACAUAAGUGGAUCGAUGUCGAGGCCAUACCCGAGAUGCGAAAAGCACCGAAACGUAUUACAGCAAUCCCGCAGAAGCAACCGCAGCCGCAGUCGCACCAUAUGCGCCUCGAUUCCACCUCUGAAAUGUCGGCCGCAUCCCUCGAUCGGCAGGAUACGGGGCCUGACGGGCAGCCGUACAACUACGUCAAUCCGGAAGAUUGCCAGUGCGAAUGCCACGAGCAUGAGCGCACCGCUGCUAGCACGAGCACUACCCUCAGCGGUUUGGAGCGCGACGAUAUGGGGACCUUAUCCGCCGAACUGGCCGAUGACUGUCGACCACUGCUCCGAUCAUCGUCCUCGUCGUCUACAGCGGCGGCACCCUCCAGCACGCCAGUAUCCGGGAACGAUCGCCAAACCGAUCACCAUCCGAUCGGCAGGAUAGAUCCAGAUAGCGUUGGAUUUGCAUCCGUUAACGACCUAUAAGAGUGUGUAUAAACUUUCGCUGCUAAUUAAACUGACCAAGGGAAGGUAAGCUCCGCUUGCCGAGAAGCUCUUCAAUACUGUUCGGAGCUGACGUAUGAGCAAAAAAGAAAAGAAAACAGUAUUUACUAAGCUACACAGUGCUUGCUUUCAAAGUCAUUGCAUCAUUUAACAAAACGAUUCUAACAAUAAACACAAUGCCAUACAUAGACAUUUCCUAUAUGCGUGCUACUCGGGCAAUAAGAGGCAACAUCUUUCAACUAACUAGCAUGUAGUGGACAGCGUACACAAAAGCCACAAAAUUAAAAGAAAUAAAAUUUAGUAUUUUGCAAUUACAGUUACUCUUAUAAAAACGUAUAUAACGAACAAGCAGAAAUGGAAGCGUCGUCUCAAGCCAAAUGCCCUCGGUAAAAUAUUUGUACUCACGUAUCCUCACCACAAGCAAACGGUGUACUCCGUGACAAACCAAGCACAGGCAAAACGUUGUCUCGAAGCAGAUUGGCAAUGUUGCAAGUACGAUUAUAGUUAAUAGGAUAAAAUAAUAGCUGAGGUAAGCCCUGAAAAGCAAACUAGCCAUCCCACUCGGUGGAAUUUUCUUUCCUAGUUAGUUUCUCGAAUGUCUUGGACCUGGAAAGUUUAGAAUAUUAAAGAUGAUGAAUAAUGUGGUUGCAAAGGAAACGCAAACAAAAGUCGAACUAAAGCGAAGUAGAUGAAAAUAACCUCCCUUUGAAAAAUGUGAUCCUCGCGUGCGUAAAGUGUGGGAUCGUUAAACUUUGGAUCGAUGUCUCGAUCUGAUCACCCCAUACACCAACCGAACCAUUCUUCGUCCAUCACACAACCAGGCAAAUGCCAUCGCUCGUUCUCUUCUAAACACUUGUGUUGUAUUUGUAUCGUUGCAAAGAUAUAUAUCGUUAAAUAAAGGUAAUAAAGAAACCCUUUAA